Perkinsus marinus ATCC 50983 is the source of this 267-nucleotide messenger RNA. Its product is annotated as beta tubulin, putative. Gene Ontology annotation, cellular component: cytoplasm; microtubule. Gene Ontology annotation, biological process: mitotic cell cycle; microtubule cytoskeleton organization. Lineage: Eukaryota; Perkinsozoa; Perkinsida; Perkinsidae. The transcript has a single exon. Gene Ontology annotation, molecular function: GTP binding; structural constituent of cytoskeleton. The coding region runs from base 1 to 267 and encodes 88 amino acids. The record is from RefSeq and is a predicted model, not a curated record.
AUGCGUGAAGCUAUCUGCAUCCACGUCGGUCAGGGUGGUCUUCAGGUUGGUAAUGCCUGUUGGGAGCUCUUCUGCCUCGAGCACGGCAUUCAGCCUGAUGGACAAAUGCCUUCUGAUAAGACUAUCGGUGGUGGUGAUGACGCCUUCAACACCUUCUUCUCGGAGACUGGUGCCGGCAAGCAUGUCCCCCGAUGCGUCUUCGUUGAUCUCGAGCCCACUGUUAUUGAUGAGUUCGUACCGGCACCUACAGGCAACUCUUCAUCCUGA